Messenger RNA from Theileria parva strain Muguga, 761 nucleotides. Its product is annotated as Ubiquitin-fold modifier-conjugating enzyme 1 family protein. The transcript has 4 exons. Lineage: Eukaryota; Apicomplexa; Aconoidasida; Piroplasmida; Theileriidae. Gene Ontology annotation, molecular function: UFM1 conjugating enzyme activity. The record is from RefSeq and is a predicted model, not a curated record. Gene Ontology annotation, cellular component: cytoplasm. Bases 225 to 713 code for a protein of 162 amino acids. Gene Ontology annotation, biological process: protein K69-linked ufmylation.
UUAUAAUUUAAGAUUUAUUAAAUUAUAUAAUUUAGUUCUAGUCAACUUUAUAGCUUGGUGAAUAAUUAAGAGCAAAUUAGUUGUGUUAAUAAUUUUAUGGAAAAGAAGGGGGAAAGGAAUUUAGUGAAAAUUAAUAAACAAUACCCAUAAUAAACCAGUAAAAUAAAUUUAAAAUAGUUAUAAAUUUUGAAAAAAUUAAAUUAACAAGGGAAGAUAGGAAAAUAAUGUCAAGUGGUUUGAGCCACUUGUCAGUGGAAGGAAUCCCCCUAUGUAAGACUAAUACAGGCCCAUUUGAUAAUCCUGAGGACUGGGAAACGCGGUUAAAUGAGGAGUUUGCAGCUUUAAUUCAGUAUGUUGAGGAAAAUAAACAAAACAACACUGAAUGGUUCACACUCGACUGUAACGACAACGGGACUUGCUGGUUUGGAGAAUGUUGGUAUGUUCACAACAUGAAAACGUAUAAAUUCCAACUAGAACUUGAGAUACCGGCAGGAUAUCCGAAUGCUCCAUUUGAUAUAAUAAUAAGAUCACUGGAGGGUAAAACUGCGAAGAUGUAUAGAGGUGGUCGGAUCUGUUUGGAUGCUCAUUUCCUUCCUCUUUGGCAGAAAAAUGCCCCUAAAUAUGGUAUCGCACAUGGCCUCGCUUUAGGCCUCGCUCCCUGGCUAGCCUGUGAAAUCCCUCAUCUUGUCAAUAUCGGUGUUCUAGAUAACUAAUCUACUAUUUUCAAUAUUAUUCUUUAGAGUUGAUUUAGAAUUCCCAUU